UCUCUUUUGGAGCACAUCCUACCAUCUUCAUGGCAUCUACUUGCCUGUACUUGUCCAUUUUCCUUUGGCUACUUUUUAUAGUCAUAACCUCAGCUAAUCCAACUAGUUGGACGAACCAUGGUGGAGAUUUAAGCAAUCGCAGAUACGCAAAUGGCGAAACAAAGAUUAACCCUGCCACCGUGGCUAACCUUACGCUAAAAUGGAAGUUUGUUGCUGGAAACGAUAUAACCGCAACGCCAGCAAUAUACAACAACACCCUCUAUUUUCCAAGUUGGAAUGGAAAUAUCUAUGCCCUUAAUGCAUCAGAUGGGUCAGUCAUUUGGCAAAAAAAUGUUGGACAACUAACCGGGCUUAAUGCUACGGGCUUCGUACCAGGAGUUAAUUGGAGUGUGGCCAGGGCUACCCCGACUAUUGCUGAUGAUCUUUUGAUCAUUGGAAUUUAUGGACCGUGUUACGUUAUAGGGCUUAAACGUAGCAAUGGACAGCUCGUGUGGUCUACACAACUCGAUACACAUUAUGCCUGUGUAAUCACCAUGUCCGGAACUUAUCAUAAAAGUGCAUUUUAUGUGGGAACAUCUUCAUCAGAAGAAGCUGUCGCCACCAUUCAAACAUGUUGUACAUUUAGAGGGAGUUUUUUCAAGUUAAAUGCCAAAAAUGGUAAUAUCAUGUGGCAAACCUACAUGUUGCCGGAUAACAAUGGGAGCACCAACAAAUAUUCAGGUGCGGGCUUAUGGGGCAGUAGUCCUUCCAUUGACAUCCAGCGAAAUGAGGUCUAUAUAGGCACGGGAAACUUAUAUUCUGCCCCGUUAAAUGUCACACAAUGCCAAGAAGCACAAAACAAUCAAACAACACCAACAGAGGAAGAUAAGUGCAUAGAGCCCGAAAACCAUUCCAAUUCAAUCUUAGCACUUGACUUGGAUUCAGGAAACAUCAUUUGGUAUAAGCAGUUAGGGGGAUACGACGUUUGGUUUUUUGCUUGUAAUAAUCUUUCUACUUCAGGGUGUCCGCCUGGCCCUAAUCCAGAUGCGGAUUUUGCACAAGCACCAAUGAUGCUAACUAUUAAUGUUCGUGGAAGCAAGCGUGACAUUGUUGUCGCAGUACAGAAGAGUGGGAUCGCUUGGGCUUUGGAUCGCGACAAUGGUAGUAUCAUUUGGUCUACGGAAGCUGGACCUGGAGGUGCGGGUGGAGGAGGUACUUGGGGAUCAGCAACGGAUGAAAAGACAAUUUACACAAACAUCGCCAAUAGUGCGCAAAGUAACUUCACAUUGAAGCCAUCAAAUAUAACGACAACUAGUGGUGGAUGGGUGUCGAUGAAUGCCACAAGCGGCAAAGUCUUAUGGUCAACUGGAAAUCCAAGUAACGCGACUGCAAGUGGCCCUGUGAGUUUAGCCAACGGUGUUGUAUUCGCAGGGUCAACCAAUGGGUCCGGGCCCAUUUACGCAAUGAGUGCAACAACCGGAGAAAUAUUAUGGUCGUAUAACACUGGAGCAACUGUGUACGGUGGUAUGUCUAUAAGCAAGGGUUGCGUGUAUGUGGGCAGUGGGUAUAAAUCAAACAUGGGAGCUUUUUUUCCUAGUUACACUGCUGGAACAACUCUAUUUGCUUUUUGUAUACUUCCAUAACUAAAAAUAUAUAAGGUAUCUUGCCAUCUUGGUAUCUAAAUAAGACACAAAGUUAUGUUAUUGAUAUUUCUCUUGAAAAUUUCUCAUUUUACAUUUGAA
Erigeron canadensis is the source of this 1721-nucleotide messenger RNA. RefSeq names its product polyvinylalcohol dehydrogenase-like. Lineage: Eukaryota; Viridiplantae; Streptophyta; Magnoliopsida; Asterales; Asteraceae. The record is from RefSeq and is a predicted model, not a curated record. The transcript is spliced from 4 exons. The coding region runs from base 30 to 1622 and encodes 530 amino acids.